GAAGUUUGACGCACAUUUCUAGAAAUUUCACCGCAAGCACGAGAUUUUCAUCAGAGCUCCUGUAAGUUGCAUUUUGGGCUGAUUCCCAGUGAAGUCUUGUGUUAAAAUCACUCAAUUUCUCUUGUUUAUACACCAGUCACCCCUAAGAAACAAAAGAUGUAUCGCCUUCCGAGUGUUUUGCGAAUGUCAUCAGCACGCCAGCUGGCUGUCCGGAAUUAUGCCAAGGACGUGAGAUUUGGGGCUGAUGUCCGAGCUACGAUGCUGAAGGGUGUUGAUGUCUUGGCGGAUGCUGUUGCUGUCACAAUGGGUCCCAAGGGGAGAAAUGUGAUCCUGGAGCAGAGCUAUGGCUCUCCCAAGAUCACCAAAGACGGUGUGACUGUGGCCAAAGGAAUUGAGUUGAAGGACAAGUUCCAGAACAUUGGAGCUAGAUUGGUACAGGAUGUGGCCAAUAAUACCAAUGAAGAGGCAGGAGAUGGAACAACCACUGCCACUGUCCUGGCCAGGGCGAUUGCUAAAGAAGGCUUUGAGAAAUGCUCUAAAGGUGCUAAUCCCGUAGAGAUCCGCCGUGGGGUAAUGCUGGCUGUGGAUUCGGUCAAGGCCAGCCUCAAGACAAUGUCCAAGAAUGUCACAACACCCGAAGAGAUUGCUCAAGUGGCCACAAUCUCCGCCAAUGGAGACAAAGCUGUAGGAUCUCUCAUUAGCGAAGCCAUGAAGAAGGUCGGGAGGGAGGGCGUAAUCACCGUCAAGGACGGAAAAACCCUCCACGAUGAGCUGGAAGUGAUUGAGGGCAUGAAGUUCGAUCGUGGCUACAUUUCUCCCUAUUUCAUUAACAGCAGCAAAGGAGCUAAGGUCGAAUUCCAGGAUGCUCUUGUCCUUCUGUCAGAGAAGAAAAUCUCCUCCAUUCAAUCAAUCAUUCCUGCCCUGGAAUUGGCCAAUUCCCAGCGAAAACCUCUUGUGAUUAUUGCUGAAGAUGUUGAUGGAGAAGCCCUGAGCACCCUCGUGGUAAAUCGCCUCAAGAUUGGUCUGCAAGUUGCUGCUGUCAAAGCUCCAGGCUUUGGUGAUAAUCGCAAAUCCACGCUCCAGGACAUGGCCAUUGCUACUGGUGGCAUUGUCUUCGGGGACGAUGCGAAUCUCGUGAAGAUUGAGGAUGUCCAGGUGGCUGAUUUUGGCCAAGUGGGUGAGAUUGUCAUCACCAAAGAUGACACACUGAUCCUCAAGGGCAAAGGCAAGAAAGAUGACAUCGACAGGAGAUCCGAACAGCUCAGGGAUCAAAUCCAGGAAACCACUUCGGAGUACGAAAAGGAGAAGCUGCAGGAGAGGUUAGCUAGGCUGGCUUCCGGAGUGGCUGUGCUCAAAGUGGGAGGAUCUAGUGAGGUGGAAGUGAAUGAGAAGAAAGACAGAGUUAAUGAUGCUCUCAAUGCCACGAGGGCAGCUGUUGAAGAGGGAAUUGUUCCUGGAGGUGGAACUGCUCUGCUGAGGUGCAUUCCUGGACUUAAUCAACUCAAGGGAGCCAAUUCUGAUCAGACAACCGGUAUUGAGAUCGUCAAAGGAGCUCUGAGGAUGCCAGCAAUUACGAUCGCGAAGAAUGCUGGAGUCGAUGGAGCGAUGGUUGUGGCGAAAAUUGAGGAGCAAACCGGUGACUUUGGCUACGAUGCCAUGAACAAUGAAUACGUGAACAUGAUCGAGAAGGGCAUCAUCGAUCCCACAAAAGUUGUUAGGACAGCUCUGACUGAUGCUGCUGGUGUGGCUUCCCUCCUGACAACUGCCGAAGCUGUCGUUACGGAAAUCCCUAAGGAGGAGCCACCGAUGGGCGGAAUGGGUGGCAUGGGAGGAAUGGGAGGCAUGGGUGGAAUGGGCGGAAUGGGUGGCAUGAUGUAAUUCUCUGGCCAGACCUCAUUCCAACGUGCAAAAUAGUUUUAAGGGAGCCCAGUGUUCAUGUCACUUGUCGAAUUAUUCUUAAGCAUUUUUUUCUAUUACAUCAUAAGGGGCAAGAAAAAAAAGAUUACACCAAAAGUUUUGUUACACAAAAAAAAAUUAUCUAAAAAAAAAGAUUUCGCAGAACAAAUUUUGCCCUUGGCUGAGGAUUUUUUUCUUUUUAUACUUUAGUAGUUGAGAAAAAGCAAAGAGUAUCUCACAAAUGAAUCGAUUGAAUCUGUUUUCUUCAAUUAAUUCACAGGACGUUUGCCAUUAUUUGUCGGAAAAAUUAAUUGGGAAAUGUUAAAAAAGAGUUCUUCCUGCAAGAUUCAGGACAAUUUCUCAGAGAGAGACUGGAAAAUUGUGGGCAGCACGACUAACAUGUGUUAAUUGUAACAUUGAUCAAUGCAUUUAUUUUUAUAAGAUAAUUUGAGAGAAGUUUUUUCUUUGGGAAAUUGUGCUGAAAAAUGGAGAUUGAAAAAGAUUCAUUUGAAAAAAAUAUCCAGCUGAAGGUUGCUAGAGGACUUUAUAGGUAGAAUACUGUGAAUUUAGUUAUUACUGGUAGUAAAUACAUUCUAAACAUUUUUCAGAA
Molecule: messenger RNA, 2506 nt
Organism: Phlebotomus papatasi
Lineage: Eukaryota; Metazoa; Arthropoda; Insecta; Diptera; Psychodidae
Gene: Hsp60A
Product: heat shock protein 60A
Exons: 4
Coding region: 157-1878 (573 amino acids)
Biological process (GO): apoptotic mitochondrial changes; mitochondrial unfolded protein response; protein refolding
Cellular component (GO): mitochondrial matrix; mitochondrial inner membrane
Molecular function (GO): ATP binding; ATP-dependent protein folding chaperone; protein-folding chaperone binding
Source: RefSeq, a predicted model, not a curated record